AUGUCCAGUUGUCGACACGACAGUGCUGUCCCUAUCGGCGUUGCUCCUGGCCACUGCGAGUAUGCCACGGAUCCGAUACCCGAACAGAACGCAACAUUUCUGGUCGGCACGUAUGCCAGUCAAGAUGGCAAUGGCACAGCACUGGGCUCAGUCAAUGCGGCCAUCGCUGCUUGGCACUUUCUGCAGACGUGGGUGCAGGAGUUUCCAGAGCACAAGCCAAACGACAACCGCAUUUCUCUGGCCACUGACUCCUACGGCGCGCGAUAUGGGCCUGCGUUCUUCUCUUUCUUCCAGAAACAGAACGACAGGAUCGCCAACGGGACAUUCGACGACGACGGAGAAUCUGUCAUUCUCCACCUAGACACUCUCAUGCUCAUCAACAGCUGCAUCGAUCGUCUUGUGCAGUGGCCCUCGUAUCCACACAUUGCAUACAACAACACGUACGGGAUCGAGAGCGUCAAUGCCUCGGUUCGUGAGCAAAUGUUAGACGCCCUGUAUCGCGAGGGUGGCUGCAACGACCAGAUCUACGAGUGUCGCAACCAUUCAUUAUCCUUCGACCCAAACAACACAGGCGUCAACGAAACAGUCAACGAAGUCUGCCAGAAGGCCGAGACUUUCUGUUCGAGUGAAUUGCGCAACCCAUUCCUACAAUACUCUGGCAGGAACUAUUACGACUUCGCGACGCUGGAACCUGAUCCGUUCACGUCCAAGCUCUACCAAGGUUAUCUGAACCAACCUCAUGUGCAGGCUGCUUUGGGCGUGCCGUUGAAUUGUAGGUUGUCUCUGCACUAA
Molecule: messenger RNA, 792 nt
Organism: Fulvia fulva
Lineage: Eukaryota; Fungi; Ascomycota; Dothideomycetes; Mycosphaerellales; Mycosphaerellaceae
Product: Carboxypeptidase S1 B
Exons: 2
Coding region: 1-792 (263 amino acids)
Biological process (GO): proteolysis
Molecular function (GO): serine-type carboxypeptidase activity
Source: RefSeq, a predicted model, not a curated record